AUGGAAGUCGAUAAUGGAAUAAUGAUGGCUUCAACAAUAUCCCAGUUGCAAAUUGCCGAAAUGGCGUUCCCGACCAGACGUGCGGAACCCAUCUAUACUGUCGGCGCGAAUUUUCACGGAUUGACCACUAUUACUAUUUCUGUUCAGAGAAGACUUAGUCCUCAGUCAAUGUCAAGACGGUGUUCCCGUUCGCGCACACCAACUGAAGAUCGAAGUGAUAGGAAUCUUCACAACCACUUAAUUUCAUUCCUAUUUCUUUGCUGGGGUCGCAGAUGUGUGUCUAUCUGCCUUUAG
This is a messenger RNA of Paraglomus brasilianum, 294 nucleotides long. Lineage: Eukaryota; Fungi; Glomeromycota; Glomeromycetes; Paraglomerales; Paraglomeraceae. The record is from the annotation of a GenBank genome assembly.